UUCUAUUUACAUUUGUUUGGAAAGAUUGUUGACAUGUUGAGUUUUCAUGGUAAUGUUGAUCAACUGUUUGAUCAUUUUUCUCAGUAUGCUCUGUAUAUUAUGUAUAUAGGUUUGGCUGUUUUUGCUUCUGGGUGGAUUGAGGUUUGGUGUUGGAUUCUUACUGCGGAAAGACAAACUGCUGUUAUUAGAACAAAGUAUGUUCAAGUAAUAUUAAACCAGAACAUGAGUUUUUUCGAUACCUAUGGAAAUAAUGGGGACAUAAUGAAGCAAGUUUUGACUGAUGUUCAAGUUAUUCAAUGUGUUCUCGGUGAAAAGGUUGGAAAUUAUAUUCGCAACAUUGCAAUCUGUCUGGGUGGGCUUGUCAUUGCAUUUGUGAACUGCUGGCAGAUUGCACUUGUAGCAAUAGCAACAGGUCCAGGCAUUGUUGCUGCAGCUGGAAUUUCAAAUGUAUAUCUUCAUAAGUUUGAAGAAUGCCUUCAAGAUGCUUAUGGUCAUGCUGCAACCGUUGCGGAAGAGGCGCUGUCAAACAUUAGGACACUAUACGCAUUUACAAAUGAAGCAUCAGCCAAGCAUUCUUAUGCGUCUUCUCUUCAUGAUACAUUGAAAUAUGGUAUCACCAUAAGCUUUGUUCGAGGACUUGGACUUGGAUUUGCAUAUGGACUUGGAAUGUGCUCUUGUGCUCUGCAACUUUGGGUUGGAAGGUUUUUAGUUACAAGUGGAAAAGCCUGUGGUGCUGAAAUCCUCACUGCCAUCUUUGCUAUAAUUUUAAGUGGCGUUGGGUCGAAUCAGGCUUCUAUAAACCUGGAUUCAUUUGAACAAGGUCGUAUAGCUGCAUACAAACUCUAUGGGGUGAUAAGACACUCAGGUUCUGCUGAUAAUUCAGAUGGAGAUACUCUAGUUUCUGUGCAAGGAAAGAUUGAGUUUCAUAAUGUUUAUUUCAGCUACCCCUCUUGUCCUGGGAUCGCUAUAUUAAGAGGAUUUUUCCUGACUGUCCCUGCCAAAAAAACUAUGGCACUCGUGGGAAGAAGUGGAUCAGGAAGAAGUUGCAUAAUUCCCCUCCUGGAACGCCAUUAUGAUCCUAGCAUGGGUGAGGUUCUUUUGGACGGGGUCAAUACUAAAACCCUGAAGUUAGAAUGGUUCAGAAGCGAAAUAGGCCUUGUGACACAGGAACCAGCUUUAGCAUCUUUAAGCAUAGCUGAUAACAUUUCUUAUGGACGUCCGAAUAUCACUUUAGAUCAAAUUGAGGAAGCAGCUAAAAUAGCAUGUGUACAUGUGUUCAUAAGCUCCCUUGAAAGUGGAUAUGAGACUCAGGUGGGCAAAAGUGGUUUAGCAUUGACAGAUGAACAGAAGAUACGAAUAUCUAUUGCUAGAGCGGUUCUUUUAGACCCUUCAAUUCUUUUGCUUGACGAAGUUACAAGCAGGCUUGAUUUGGAAGCAGAAAGUGCUGUUCAUGAUACAUUACGUAUGCUUACUCUUGGGAGAUCAACAAUCAUGAUCGCUCGGAGAUUAAGUCUUGUAAAAGAUGCUGAUUUGAUUGCUGUGAUGGAGGGUGGUCAGUGUGUUGAAAUGGGUACACAUGAUGAACUGAUUAGCUCACAUGGCCUAUAUACUGAGCUUCUUAGAUGUGAAGAAGUGGUGAAACUUCCUGAAAGGUUGCCAAGUAAGAAUGACAACAGAGAUGACUUGGGUGAUAAGGUAUCGACAGUGGAAAGGAUGAAUAGUCUUGAUAUGAUAUCUAAGGCAAACCAUAAAGACCCAAAAUGUAAAGACUUGGUUUAUUGUAGCAAGCAAGUGGGUGAUAUGGCUCAGUUAAACAAGAAAUACAACAUUAAAAUACAGAGUGAACCAUGUUUAGGGAGACUUGUGAGGCUAAAUCUACCAGAGGGACUGUAUGCAAUUUUAGGAAGUCUAGGGGCUUCAAUAUUUGGAUCCUUUAGACCCGUCCUUGCCUAUGUUGUUGGGCUUAUAGUGACUGCAUACUAUAGAUCCGAUGGAAGCCGUUUUGAUGUUGAUAAAUGGUGCUUGAUAAUUGCAUGUAUGGCGAUAGUUGUUUUAGUAGCCACCGUGUUGCAGCACUUCUACUUUGGAAUCAUGGGAGAAAAAAUGACAGAGAGAAUUAGAAGAAUGAUGUUUUCAGCCAUGCUUCAAAGUGAAGUUGGAUGGUUUGAUAAAGAUGUAAAUUCUUGUGACAACUUGUUGAUGCAUUUGGCAAAUGAUGCCACAUAUGUGCGGGCUGCUUUUAGCAAUCGGCUCUGUAACUUUGUCCAGGACUUUUGUGCUGUGUCCGUUGCUAUAAUUAUUGGGUUCUCUCUGGAAUGGAGAUUGACAUUAGUGGCUAUGGUCAGCAUACCAUUUCUUUCGCUCUCUGCAAUUGCACAGAGAAUGUGGCUUUCUGGGUUCUCAAGGGGAAUUGAGGAGCUUCACAAGAAGGCAUCCAUGGUCCUAGAAGACGUGGUAAGAAACAUCUCCACAGUCAUUGCAUAUUGUGCUGGUAACGAGACUUCAAGACAAUACACUCUUUAUCUACAAAAAGUAUACAAACGAACUUUCUUUCAUGGAAUGUCAGUUGGAUUCUUGCUCGGCUUCUCAAGAUUUCUCCUUUUCGCCAGCAAUGCUGUUUUACUUUGGUACACUGCUAUUUCAGUAAGAAAUGGUUAUAUCGAUCUUCCUUCAGCCCUUAGAGAAUAUAUUGUCUUCACUUUUGCAACAUUUGCCCUGGUGGAACCAUUUGGGCUCACACCUACUGUACACAAAAGACGAAAAAAUCUUGUUGGGGUUUUUGAUAUCAUCGAUCAUGUUCCUGAGAUUGACCCUGAUGAAUCUACUGCACUUAAACCCCUCUGUGCAUAUGGAACUAUUGAAUUUAAAAAGGUCAACUUUUGUUACCCAACAAGUCCAGAAAUCAUGGUGUUGCGGGAUUUUAGCGUUAAUAUUGAUGGAGGUCACACUGUGGGGGUGGUCGGUGUUUCAGGUUCUGGAAAAAGCACUAUACUUUCUUUAAUAUUAAGAUUUUAUGAUCCGGUUUUAGGCCAGAUACUUCUAGAUGGUAAAGAUCUGAAACAUUUUAAUCUAAGAUGGUUAAGGAGCCAACUCGGUUUUGUCCAACAAGAACCAGUACUAUUCUCAACCACCAUUAGAGAAAAUAUCAUAUAUGCAAGACAUAAUGCAAGUGAAACCGAGAUCAAAGAUGCAGCCAGAAUCGCAAACGCCCACCAUUUCAUUAGCAGUUUGCCUAAAGGAUACGAUACAAAAGUUGGUCCUGGUGGAGUGGAACUAACACCUGGACAGAAGCUAAGGAUCGCUAUUGCUCGUGUGGUGCUUAAAAACGCACCCAUUUUGUUACUGGAUGAAGCAGAAGGUACAAUUGAACACGAGUCAAGACGUGUGGUUCAAGAAGCUCUUGAUACACUAUUGAUUGGCAGUAAAACCACGAUUUUAGUUGCACGUAGAGCGUCUAUGAUGAGACGAGUUGAUAAAAUCUUGGUGGUUAAUGGUGGUCAGAUAGUCGAACAAGGGACUCACGAUUCACUUGCAGCAAUGAAGGACGGUGUUUACGCGAAUUUGACACAACCUCGUUUUGUCAAAGGACUUCGGCCUCAUUUUCUUGGUUCAACACGGUAAAAUUUGUACAAAUUGUACGUCAUUCAAUGUUUCUUUACAGCAAAC
This is a messenger RNA of Erigeron canadensis, 3666 nucleotides long. Its product is annotated as ABC transporter B family member 6-like. Lineage: Eukaryota; Viridiplantae; Streptophyta; Magnoliopsida; Asterales; Asteraceae. Gene Ontology annotation, cellular component: membrane. The transcript is spliced from 11 exons. Gene Ontology annotation, biological process: transmembrane transport. The record is from RefSeq and is a predicted model, not a curated record. Bases 34 to 3621 code for a protein of 1195 amino acids. Gene Ontology annotation, molecular function: ATP hydrolysis activity; ABC-type transporter activity; ATP binding.